UUAUUUCAAAGCGCAUAAAGUAGUGAUUUUUGGCUGCUAGUACUGAUUCUGGAGUGUCCCUGCUGAGAAGUGUUUGCAUACUUCAGUCUUCGAACUCAUACAUAUUUCAAGAACAAGGAGUCGCGUGAAGAAAACCAGCGUGCAAACAAUGUCAGGACAAAGAUUGUCCAUCCGAGAUAAUUCUGCUGUCGGCCGUUUCCACGGUGUCUCUGCGAGCAACGGAACUGUCCCAGAGAAGCAGGCAGAGGGUCAAGAGAAGAAAAAUGAGAAUGGAUGUCGCCGUUGGUUGCGGAAGGCUUGUCCAUGUUGCUUCAGACGACAGAGCAGCUUGUACGAUUUCACCACUGAAACGGGUGGUGUGGUGGCCGGGGCAGGAGAGAACAACGCUCCUGCAUCUCCACUACCUCUCACUGCUGAUACAGAGCUGGAUGAUUUCUCUCUAAUAGUGCGUUCUGUGGAUCUGCUUAGUGGGAAGUCUGAUCGGAACAGGAAGUCACAUCACACAGACCAGUAUCACAGCGACCAGCUCAUCAUCCGCAGAGGCCAAACUUUCCAAAUAGAGCUUGAACUUUCACGACUUUUCAACCCAAACACAGAUAAACUUCACCUGGAACUGCAGACAGGGCCGCUCCCGCUGGUGUCAAAGGGCACACACAUCAUCAUUCCUUUAGUGGAGGAACUUCAGGAUGAAUGCUGGGAGGCCAAGAUUGUGGAGCAAAACAUAAACCGAGUCAAGCUGUCGAUCAACUCUCACGCCAAGGCGGUUAUCGGAAAGUACAAGCUGAUCAUCACAACGCAGAAUCUGAAGACCGGGGAGAAAAGAACACAUGACUCUGACAAAGAUAUUUACAUGCUCUUCAAUCCCUGGUGUGAAGAGGACACAGUGCAUAUGGAGGGUGAGAAAGAGUUGAAGGAGUAUGUUUUAAAUGACACUGGACGAGUCUACUAUGGCACUGAGAUGCAGAUCGGAGCUCGAACAUGGAACUUUGGCCAGUUUGACGAAGGAAUUCUGGAAGCUUGUCUGUUUGUGCUGGAUAACAGUGAGGUUCCUCCCUCAGGCAGAGGAGAUCCCAUCAGUGUGGUCCGAGUCAUUUCUGCCAUGAUAAAUUCUCCAGAUGACCGUGGUGUUCUGGAGGGAAACUGGUCAGGGAAUUAUGUGGGAGGAACUCCUCCCACAGCCUGGAGUGGUAGUGUGGAAAUCCUCAAAAAAUACCACAAGGAGGGUGGAAUGCCGGUCAAAUACGGCCAGUGCUGGGUGUUCUCUGCAAUCACCACCACAGUUCUGAGAUGUUUAGGUAUUCCUGCCCGUUCUGUCACAAAUUUCCAGUCCGCCCAUGAUACCGAUGUCUCCUUGACAACAGAUGUUUUCCUUGAUGAGAAUAUGGAUCCGAUACCUCACCUCAACUCAGACUCUGUGUGGAACUUCCAUGUUUGGAAUGAUUGCUGGAUGGCUCGUCCGGAUUUGCCUCCUGGAAUGGGUGGCUGGCAGGCUGUGGAUUCCACCCCUCAGGAAACCAGCCAUGGAACAUUCCGCUGUGGUCCAGCUUCACUGGCCGCUAUACGCUCUGGACAGGUCUAUCUCAAAUACGACGCGCCUUUUGUAUUUGCUGAGGUGAACAGUGAUAAGAUCUACUGGCAGAGGAACCUCGAUGGCACCUUCAUUCAGAUCCACAGCGAGAAGAAAGCUGUAGGACAUUGCAUCAGCACCAAAGCUGUAGGCUCUGAUCAGCGUGAAGACAUCACACACAUGUACAAAUACCCUGAAGGCUCGGAGGAGGAGCGUAUCGCCGUGGAGACUGCCUGUCGCUAUGGCAGUAGACCUGACACGUACUCUAGUCCCAUUGCUGAAGAUGUUCACGUGGAGGUGAAGAUGGAUGGAGAAGGUCCACGAAUGGGAGGAGAUGCUCAGCUGAAGAUUGUCGUGAAGAACCUGAGCUCACAGCCGCGCAGAACCACACUCCACAGUCAGGUGGCAGUCAUGUACUACACCGGUGUGUUGAAGGACACAGUGAAGAAGGACAAGCUUCUUGUUGAGCUAAUGCCAAAUGAAGAAAAGAUUAUUGAAUGGAGCCUGCCAUACGAGCAGUACCAAAACCAGCUGGUGGAUCAGGCUGCGCUCAUGCUGACCCUGUCUGGUCGGGUCAAUGAAACCCAGCAGGUUUUGGCCAAUCAGACAAGCUUUAGACUCCGGACACCUGAUCUCAACAUUGAGCCUAUUGGAGAGGCUUAUGUGGGCAAAGAGAUGUCAGCGAAGAUCACGUUCACGAAUCCUCUGCCGUGUACUCUCCGUAACGUGGUGGUGCGAGUGGAAGGACUGGGGCUGAGAGACCUCCAUCCCAUCAGAGUGGGGGAUGUGGCAAAGCAUGCUAACGUGACGGUGACUGAACACUUUAUUCCGACGAUAGCAGGCACAAGGAAGCUGGUGGCAUCUCUUGAUUGCAAGCAGCUCACGCAGGUGCAUGGCGUGGUUGACAUCAAUGUUAAAAAAAGCCAGUGAAUUUAGUUUAUCAGCACUGUUAUGAACUGUAUGUAACUUCACCGUAUUAUGUAUGUAUCAUCAUUCUGAUCCUGUUUUAUUAAGUAUUUCUCACUGUAUUAUCCAUUCUUAUGUGGUUUACACCAAGCUCAGGCUGCUGUUACUUUAAAUGUGCCAACUAAAAAAAUUGAAUUUACUUUGCUUAGUAAUGUUACUGCCUCAUUUCUGUCUUUAAACCCCAAAAAUUGGCCCCAUUCACUUCCAUAGUAAGUGCCUCACUGUAACCUCGAUUUUUGCUUUGUCUUUUUUAAAGAAAAAGACAGACAAUAUGGAAUGAAGUUUUGUGUUAAUCAAUAUUAUGCCACAAACGCUGUCAAUUAAGAUUAAUUUGUGCUGAACUCUGAAUAUUCGUAACAGAAUUAGUACUGGAGUUUUACAAAAAUUUUGCAAAUUAACACAAUUCCUCUGCACUUAAACUAUGAAGGACACUCCAUGACACAUUAUGUUUCGUGAAAGACAUGUUAUUAUAUAAUGUUUGUUUGUAUUAUUUAUCUACGUAAUUAAUAUUUUUCAUAUAAAUUUCAUUUUAUAACAUAUUUUGUCUCUAUUUAUUUUUUAAAUCUUGGGGAUUGAGCAAGGCAAGACUUGGCUGUUUGACUUUGACAGAUACAGCUGAAAAGUAGCUUAUUAUUUCAUUAUAACAAAUAAGUAACCAGUUGGCAAAUCACUUGCCGUUCAAGAUAUAAUUAAGUUACAUUACAAAUUGUUACCAAACAAAUAUAUAUAUAUAUAUAUAAAUAAUGAUGAGCCAAAACAUUAUGACCACCGGCCUAAUAUGUUGUUGGUCCUCUGUGUGCUGCCAAAAGAGCGCAGACCCGCCAAGGCAUGGACUCUACAAUACCCUUGAAGGUGAUCUUCCUGUUUCCCUUCAUGUUCAUGUGUCUUGUUUUCAUUGGUUCAUUGUUUGAUUACGUUGUUAUUAGUCUUGUCUUUUUAUUGGUUAAAGUUCAUUUAGUCUUGUUAUCUUGUUUAUAUUUUAGUCUUGUGAUUGGUUAUCCUUGUCAUGUGUUCUCACAUGUCAAGCAUUUAAGCAUUCAUGUUUUCUAUUGUCCUUCGUCAGGUAUUGUUUGUGUAACGUUUUGUAGUUUGGAGUUAUGGUUUUAUGAACAUCACAUUUGUAAAAUAAACUGCACAUGGGUUCUGCUUAAUCAUCGUCUU
Messenger RNA from Xyrauchen texanus (razorback sucker), 3694 nucleotides. Its product is annotated as protein-glutamine gamma-glutamyltransferase K-like. The transcript is spliced from 14 exons. The record is from RefSeq and is a predicted model, not a curated record. Gene Ontology annotation, molecular function: protein-glutamine gamma-glutamyltransferase activity. The coding region runs from base 149 to 2497 and encodes 782 amino acids. NCBI's taxonomy places the organism in Eukaryota, Metazoa, Chordata, Actinopteri, Cypriniformes, Catostomidae. Gene Ontology annotation, biological process: peptide cross-linking.